UAACAUCUCAGACGUUUGAUGUGACAUUAAUGGUAGCAUUAAUCAGGAACGUGACAAACUUACCUCAACCUGCAGGGGGAUAUGAUAAUUUACCAUCGCCAACAGGUAUCACAGCUACAGACGACCUGGCAAGAAUUAAAUACUACCGAAACAAGCUAGCUCAUAUUAAAGAUAUGAAAAUCACAUCUCCUUUCUUCUUGAUUGCCUGGGAGGAUAUAAAAGGGGCCGUAGAAAGACUAGGUGGUUCACAAAUGGCGGAGGAAUGCAAGGAGCUUAGAACAAAAUAUUUAAACCAAUCAACUGUACCUUGGAACAUAAGACUUCAGUUCAGUCAGAUAAUGAAUCAAUGGAAGAAGAAUGAUGCAUUGUUUGUAGAGACCAGAGCAGCAAAACAUGUGCUUAAAUGUAUAAUGGAAAACAGUUGUGUUACUAUCACUGCUAGUUCUGGUGUUGGGAAGACAUCAAUACUCCAGCAUUCAUUUUUGAAAAUGGCGAAUGAUGGUUAUGAUGUACUACCAGUAACAAAUCCAGAUGACAUUAUUAAGUUUUAUAAUCCAGAACAGAAGACAUUGUUUGUUAUGGAUGACUUUUGUGGAACUUAUUCCGUAAAUUAUUCUGACCUUAACAAUUGGGAAACAGUUAUCAAGCGUGUUGAAAAAUUCAUUCAAAACAAAUCGACCAAAAUCAUCGUCGCCUGUCGGUUACAAGUGUAUAGAGACGAAAAAUUUGAAUCUUUGACAAUUUUCAGAACCACUGUUUGUAAUUUGUUAUCAGACGACUUAUGCUUGUUGCAAUCGGAAAGGAAAUCAAUAGCAGACUUAUAUCUAGGAACAGAAGCUGCAGAUAUAAUUCAAUACUGUGAUAAAUAUGAUUGUUUUCCACUACUGUGUAAAUUGUAUCAUGAUAAUACUGACCUAAAAGAUACUGAAUUCUUUAAAAAUCCAUUCUCAGUGUAUGAAUUAGAGUUGGAACAACUAAAGAAGAAGGGACACUUCGUUAAAUACUGUGCACUGGCUUUGUGUGUCCUUAAAAACAAUGCACUGCCGGAAGAAAUGUUAACAGAGGAGAUAAGUACAUUAACAAGAACAGUCAUCGAGAACACAUGUGAAGCAUGUAGAUUAGAUAAGGGAACAUCGAGAUUAUCCCUAUUAGAUGAACUUAAUUCGCUUGAACAGACAUUCAUAAAAAAAGAACACGGGGUAUACAAAACUGUACAUGAUAAACUUUUCGAUUUUUUAUCUUAUUAUUUUGGAAAACAGAUGAUUCAGUGUUUAAUCAAGAAUGCAGACAGUAAUCUUAUUAUGGAAAGAUUUUUAUUUGAAAGAGAAAACGACAUGGACAGCUUCAUCACAAUUGUUCCACCUAAAUACCAUAAAAUGUACAUACAAAGAUUAGUCGAGGAUUGGUCAAUUGGGAAUGUAAUGCAUGUUUUCGCUAAUAACAACAUGGAACAAUCAAAGUUCAGACAGACACUUUUAAUUCAUUUGAACACACUUGAUGAAUCACACCAAAGACAACUAGCUCAUACCCGUUGUGUCAGUUCAAAUGAUACUGUCUUGUUACAAUGCUGUUUUAGAGGUGACAAACCUAUACUGAAUGGUGUUGUGAUCAAGAAGUUGAUGCUAAUCUUUGUAGGUUUGAUGGUACAAGUCCCUUAUUUGUAG
Molecule: messenger RNA, 1664 nt
Organism: Mytilus trossulus (common blue mussel)
Lineage: Eukaryota; Metazoa; Mollusca; Bivalvia; Mytilida; Mytilidae
Exons: 3
Coding region: 30-1664 (544 amino acids)
Source: RefSeq, a predicted model, not a curated record